Prunus armeniaca (apricot) is the source of this 324-nucleotide messenger RNA. The record is from the annotation of a GenBank genome assembly. Lineage: Eukaryota; Viridiplantae; Streptophyta; Magnoliopsida; Rosales; Rosaceae.
AUGGGAUAUGACAAGAGUCUGUAUAAGCCGUUGUUCGAUGCUGUAUGGCGUGGGGAUUGGAAUGAAGCAAAGGAGUUUCAUACCCUACAUCCCGAUGCAAUAAGAGCAAGACAUUCGUACUCCAACAAGACAGCUCUUUGCAUGGCAACAGAUCUAGAGCACGAGCAUAUUGUGGAAGUGUUGGUGCAGUUGAUGUCAGAGGAAGACUUGGAAAUAACAGAUAAUAAUGGUUGGACAGCUCUUGCUCUUGCUGCAAGUAGAGGAAAUAUAAAAAUGGUUGAAUGCAUGGUUAGAAAGAGCAAGAAAAUACUUGAUCUUUGCUAA